Molecule: messenger RNA, 1539 nt
Organism: Trichoderma aggressivum f. europaeum
Lineage: Eukaryota; Fungi; Ascomycota; Sordariomycetes; Hypocreales; Hypocreaceae
Exons: 1
Coding region: 1-1539 (512 amino acids)
Source: RefSeq, a predicted model, not a curated record
AUGGUCCGGCCCAGCAAACAGAAAAAGAGAGUCCUGCCAGAAGGGGUUCCCGCCUUUGCAGGCCCAAAGACAGUGAAAGCAGAGGCAGGGGAAGAGGCACCAGAGGAGCAAAGAAUUGGCCCAAAAUUCAACCCAAAGAUGGCCAGCGGAUUCGAGCCGGCAGAAGAUUUUGAGGACCGCUGGAAAGGCUGCACCGUUAUAUUCGGUAAUGAUGAACUGAAUACGGCGAUCCUCUCACCGGACCAGCAAAUACUGGUAGAGACCGAAGACCAGCCUAUCUACUUGAGAGAUGGACACGCCGUGAUCCCUGAAGACGAAGUCAUGAAGUAUCGCGUGCUGGCACGAUGCCAACAUCUCACAUGCGGCCCUGCAAAGGAGCCAAGGGCCAAGGCGGAUGGAGAGAAUGCGAACGACAGUGAGGCCCUGAUGAACUCUAUCUCGGACGGCAAGUCGGUUUACAUCGGACAGUCAAUGCACAUGGAUGGCUCUGUGAUUGCAUCGGGUCAGAACGAAGAAAAGCAUUCAUCCGGGUUCGAUUUCAAGGGCCUUGAUCUGAAGUCCGAACCGCAAAAAGUCAUAACCGGCUCUGGAACAAUCCCGCACUGGUGGAAAGAUGGCUAUUUUUGCCCUCAUUCCAGAAUUGGCCCAGCAAUAAAGCAAGAGAUACCACCAGAGGCGGCCCUAACGAAACAGGUCCCUCCUCGACAGCCGAAACUAUCUAUUCAAGAGUACAUCGUACCUCAUACUCUCGAUAUAUUUAUGGACCAGCUGCGGUGCAAUUUGUCGAAUCUGGUCAAGGAUGGGUUUUUGAGCGUAAAUGGAAGCACAAAGCUUGAGCUGAAUCGCGACUUGGAAUGGGUGCCUCGUGGCAGUAAACGUGUGGCAGAAGAGGAGUUGGAGACACCACCCGCGAAGGUGAUUCGAGGGCCGGAUGCUUCGCGCACACCUAGCCCAGUGCCCUCUGGAGAUUUCGUUGGUGAUCCGGGUCCUGACCCAAUACCUGACUAUGCCGAGUAUGAAGACUUGAUGAAGGUGUGGUCUGCGGCUCCCGCUGGCGUGCACUGGGCCUGGAAGGCAAAGCUCGAAGACGCCAAGGGCCUUGAGGAAGGAAACCGAUCGGAAGCGGCAUUGAGAGACCUACUCGCCAAGGCCUCUGAAGCCGAGGACGCCGAUUGGCGAGUCGUUUUCCAACAGGUCAAGGACGCAUUUGAAAAGGGCCAGGCGGUCUCGGACCAAGUUAUCGAUACUCAGCUGGCUCUCGCAUUUGGAAGAAUCAUGGGUAUAUGCCCUCCAGAAGGCCCAGUCACCAAUGUUUGGGGUAACUAUUUCAGGAGGGCUGCCGGAAAGGUCAAUAGGGGAGCUGCAUUUUGCAUUGGGGAAAUACUGAGCAAUCUGCAGAGGCCCGACACAACGAACAAAGAAUUCGUGGAGGAAGAUCUCAAAGAGCUUCGCGAUAAUGUUCAGGCCCGAGCAGCGCGUGAAUGGCUGGGGAAAUGGGUGGAGCUUAUUGCUCCGGACCUUUAUUCCAAGGAUGAUUAA